AUGCAUAUUAUCAAGCCGGUUUGGCUGACCCAUGGAGGGGAGAGAAAAGACUUCGAGGUUUACGCUUGCGAUAUAUCCCCGGACGGAAGCCGUUUGGUCACAGCAGCUGGAGAUGGAUACGUUCGAAUAUGGUCUACGGAAGCGAUCUAUAAUACGGGAAACCCCGAGUAUGCGAACAAGCCCAAGCAGCUUGCGUCGAUGAGCAACCACUCGGGCACGAUUCAUACGGUUCGAUUCUCGCCCAAUGGGAAGUACCUGGCGUCGGGCGCGGACGAUAAGAUAGUCUGUAUUUAUACGUUGGAUGCGAAUCCUCCUUCACAUGCUUCGACGUUCGGGUCGAACGAGGCACCACCUGUGGAGAAUUGGCGCACGAUACGGAGGUUGAUAGGCCAUGACAAUGAUGUUCAAGAUCUAGGAUGGUCGUACGAUUCCUCAAUCUUGGUAUCUGUUGGGCUGGAUUCCAAGGUCGUGGUCUGGUCAGGGCAUACAUUCGAAAAGUUGAAGACGUUAUCCAUCCACCAGAGCCAUGUCAAGGGAAUUACGUUCGACCCGGCAAAUAAAUACUUCGCCACGGCGAGUGACGACCGCACAAUCCGUAUCUUUCGAUUUACCUCGCCGUCGCCGAAUUCUACGGCCCAUGAUCAGAUGAACAAUUUCGUGCUCGAACAGACCAUCUCCGCGCCUUUCCAAAACUCACCACUUACUGCCUAUUUUCGUCGCUGCUCGUGGUCUCCAGACGGAAUGCACAUUGCGGCUGCCAACGCAGUGAACGGGCCUGUUAGUUCUGUUGCAAUUAUCAACCGAGGUUCGUGGGAUGGUGAUAUCAAUCUCAUCGGCCACGAAGCACCGGUGGAGGUGUGCGCUUUCUCCCCGCGAUUGUAUUCAAGUCAACCGGUCAGCAAAUCGGCGGUUGAAAACCAAAAUCAUGCGAUGCAAAACGUCACCGUGAUUGCAUGCGCCGGGGGAGACAAGUCACUGAGCAUUUGGAUCACCAGCAACCCCAGACCCAUUGUGGUCGCCCAGGAGAUGGCUGCCAAGUCAAUCUCGGAUCUUGCCUGGAGCCCCGAUGGAAAAUGCCUCUUUGCGACUGCCCUCGAUGGUACGAUUCUUGCCGUUCGCUUUGAGGACGGAGAGCUAGGCUACCCAAUGGCGAUGGAGGAGAACGAGAAGUCGCUCACAAAAUUUGGCACGAACAGAAGAGGCGCUGGCAUCGCUGAAACUACGGAUGGGCUACUGCUUGAGGAGAAGAGCAAGGCUGGAGAGAUCAAAGGUGUCGAGGGGCGAAUGGGUGCUCUAAUGGGCGAUGGCCAUGCCACCGCAGACAGUGUGGUCAAUGGCAAGUCGGCACCACUUCCGUCAAACGGUGCAACGCCUGCACGAGGUCCCUCGCCCGCUCCAGAUACGCAGAAGGCUCAACCUAACGGCACAGCAGCAACACCAGCAGCUCCAGAACCGGAGAAGCCAGAUCCAUAUCAGGCGAAGUUGGAGAGGCUGAAGCAGCGCCCGACGUACACGAAGGAUGGCAGGAAGCGAAUUGCGCCUCUUCUGGUGUCAGGAGCCGGCGCGGCAGAGUCAUCUCUCCCUCAGGCACGGCUCAUGGCUUCGGUCAGUAGCCAAGUGAAGGCUGAUGCGCCACAGUCGAUUGUUGAUCUUUCGAAACCUUUUGAUGGGUUACCUAAGGGUGGACUUGCUGCGUUGCUUUUCGGUAAUAAGCGAAAGCUCGCGCAACUCGAGGGCGAUGAAGAUGGACACGUGGAGAAACGGGUGGCACUGGCGAGUCAGAACGGCGCGACACCGAUCCUCGCAAAUACGCCGGAUGGGCUUCUUCCGGCGCAACCUCAACCUGCACCAACGGGACAGCAGCCAACGCCGGAGUUCAUAAGGCCUGCUGUAACGAAUCCCUGCAUGGCGAUCAGCCAGCUCCGCCUCGCAGUACCAAAAGUCCGCAGCCAGAUCGUGCGGGCCAUCGAUUCCAACGGCAGGCCGACGGAACAGCCUAGCGCUACUACAGGAGAGCCGGGCAAAUCGCGGGCUGACGUUGUCUUCGAGGCUCGUAAUCCUUCCCCUGCAAGCCUAACAGGUAGAGCGGUAGAUCGCGAGCCUGUACGCCUCACGCUGUUUCGCGGCGAGCAGCCAUUAUGGCAGGAUUUCCUCCCACGGACUGUGCUUCUCGUGACUGGGAACCAGAGCAUGUGGGCCGCCGCCUGCGAAGAUGGAUCGGUCUACAUCUGGUCGCCCGCAGGCCGGCGACUUGUCAGCGCUCUCGUGCUUGAAGCGCAACCUGUGAUUCUGGAAUGCAAUGGCCCGUGGAUCCUGUGUAUAUCAGCGGUGGGCAUGUGCUAUGUCUGGAACGCCAAGCAUCUUUCUUCCCCUCACCCUCCCAUCUCUCUCCAACCCGUGCUAGAUGCAGCAAUUCACACGCUGGGUGCGCAUCCAUCCGCGGCUCCAGCAAUUACCAAUGCGCGAAUCAACUCCGAGGGCCGGGUGGUGGUCGCAUUGUCCAAUGGCGAAGGUUACUCCUAUUCGCCUUCCAUGUACACCUGGCAGCGCGUCUCUGAGGCCUGGUGGGCUGUCGGCAGCCAGUACUGGAACUCCACGGAAGCUCCGGUGGGCAACCUGCAGUCUGCGGGACCACAGCAAGACAAGGAAGCCAAGGCCGCUGUCUCAGCCGGCAUCAUUCCGUUCCUGGAACGCAAUACGACGAAUGAAACUCUUCUCCGUGGACGAGCGUACUUCCUGCAGCGGCUGAUCAAGGUCCUUCUGUCUCGCGAGGGCUACGAGAGCUUCGAGUCAAGCGUGUCUAUAGCUCAUUUGGAAAACAGACUCGCCGCAGCCUUAUCGCUGGGAGCUAAAGAAGAGUUCCGGCUCUAUUUGUCUAUGUAUGCCAAGCGGAUCGGAGCGGAAGGUCUGAAGAUGAAGGUCGAGGAGCUGCUGAAGGGGCUGAUUGGUGGUCUGUUUGAGGAGGAGGACGAGACAGGCACAGUCCGCCGGCUACAAGCGAACGAAAAAGAAGAUCGAAACUGGCAGGAGAGCUCGGAGACCCUCUGUGGCUGGCCACGCGAGGUGUUGUUGAAGGAGGUGAUUCUAGCCUUGGGUAAACACCGGGAUCUUCAGCGAGUGACCGUUCCCUAUGCCAAGCUGCUGGGCGUGGUGGACAACGAGUCCGAAGACGACGAUGCGAUGGAAACAUAA
Molecule: messenger RNA, 3192 nt
Organism: Aspergillus thermomutatus
Lineage: Eukaryota; Fungi; Ascomycota; Eurotiomycetes; Eurotiales; Aspergillaceae
Gene: hir1
Product: putative histone transcription regulator Hir1
Exons: 5
Coding region: 1-3192 (1063 amino acids)
Biological process (GO): regulation of DNA-templated transcription; DNA-templated transcription; chromatin remodeling
Cellular component (GO): HIR complex; nucleus
Molecular function (GO): nucleosome binding; protein binding
Source: RefSeq, a predicted model, not a curated record